UCUAUCAUUGAAACUUUGUUGUUACACCAUUGUACUGACUGUAAUAUCUUUUACAACUUUAUUUUAGUUGUUCUUCCCUUUUCCGUUAUUCAUUUUUCCAUACUCACAAAAUGAGGGCUCAUCAGCUGUUCAUAAUCACUUUUGCUGUGGUGCUGCUCUCCAUAAUCCAUCUUGUUCAAUCUAUGUCAGUUGUCAUUGGGCCAAAGACUGCUGAUUGCUACUUCGAAAAACUGACUGAAGGCGAAAAGUUGACAGUCUCUUAUCAGGUUGGUGAAGGAGGAAAUCUAGAUAUUGACUUUUGGAUACAUGAUCCUACCGACGCUAUUGUGGUUUCCACUACACGAACGUCUUCCAAUACUCAUUCAUUGCAAGCAAAUAUGGAUGGUAAAUAUCGCUAUUGUUUUGGUAAUGAAUUCUCCGGCCAUUCCAAGAAAGUAGGGUUCAAUCUGCAUGAAAAUAUCCAAAAGAUUCACGACAAUAUCAAAGAGCAUACUGAUCCAUUGGAAAGAGAAAUUGCAGAAUUGGCCGAAAGUAUUUUCGCAAUAAAAGCACAGCAAGAAUAUAUUGUCGUUCGAGAACGUCAACAUAGAGAUACUGCCGAAAGUACAAACGCUCGCGUAAAAUGGUGGUCUAUAGGUCAGCUGGUGUUAUUAAGUUUCGUAUGUCUCUGGCAAGUAUAUUAUCUUAAGCGGUUUUUCGAGGUGAAAAGAGCAGUUUAGAGUGCACAUCACGUCAGUAGAAGUAGACAAACUCAGUUAAUGCUGGUAAGCUUCUCAAUCUGAUCGAAAGGAUCUGCUUACUUACUGCAGACAAACUAUCAAGUAGCCUGAUUCUUCGAGGAACUGGAAGUAUCCAUUUAGCGAUGGUGACAUCUAUUGUAUAUUUCGGCCUAACAAAUUAUCUUGAGCGUUUGUUACAGGCAUUCUAGCUUCUAUUUCAUAAAAUACAAUUUGAAUACAACAAAACUCACCGUUUUUGCUAUCGACACGACUGUCGCAUAAUUCAUAUUAAUACUUCAU
This is a messenger RNA of Mycotypha africana, 1019 nucleotides long. Its product is annotated as putative endosomal cargo receptor. Bases 111 to 719 code for a protein of 202 amino acids. The record is from RefSeq and is a predicted model, not a curated record. Gene Ontology annotation, cellular component: endoplasmic reticulum-Golgi intermediate compartment; Golgi apparatus; endoplasmic reticulum. NCBI's taxonomy places the organism in Eukaryota, Fungi, Mucoromycota, Mucoromycetes, Mucorales, Mycotyphaceae. The transcript has 6 exons. Gene Ontology annotation, biological process: intracellular protein transport; Golgi organization; endoplasmic reticulum to Golgi vesicle-mediated transport.